AUGGGUGACAGUCAGUACUCGUUUUCUCUUACCACUUUCAGCCCAUCUGGGAAGCUAGUUCAGAUAGAACAUGCUCUUACAGCUGUUGGAUCAGGCCAAACAUCUUUGGGGAUUAAAGCUUCUAAUGGAGUUGUCAUUGCAACCGAGAAGAAAUUGCCUUCUAUUCUAGUUGAUGAAGCAUCUGUUCAAAAGAUUCAGCAUCUGACUCCUAACAUUGGAGUUGUAUACAGUGGCAUGGGUCCUGAUUUCCGAGUUCUUGUUAGGAAGAGCAGGAAACAGGCUGAGCAAUAUCUCCGGCUGUACAAAGAACCCAUCCCUGUUACUCAACUUGUAAGGGAAACCGCUACUGUUAUGCAAGAGUUUACUCAAUCAGGUGGUGUUAGGCCUUUCGGAGUUUCUCUGCUGGUGGCUGGAUAUGACGACAAGGGUCCACAACUGUAUCAGGUGGAUCCAUCUGGCUCUUAUUUCUCCUGGAAAGCUUCAGCCAUGGGAAAGAACGUUUCUAAUGCAAAAACAUUCCUUGAGAAAAGGUACACCGAAGACAUGGAACUCGACGAUGCCAUUCACACAGCGAUACUGACUUUGAAAGAAGGCUUUGAGGGGGAGAUCUCAAGCAAAAAUAUUGAGAUUGGCAAAAUCGGUGCUGACAAAGUUUUCAGGGUACUAACACCAGCAGAGAUUGAUGAUUACCUUGCUGAAGUCGAGUAA
Messenger RNA from Arabis nemorensis, 708 nucleotides. Lineage: Eukaryota; Viridiplantae; Streptophyta; Magnoliopsida; Brassicales; Brassicaceae. The record is from the annotation of a GenBank genome assembly.